AUGACAGGGAAUCACUGGGGAUAUGGAAAAGAGGACGGUCCAUCUAUAUGGCACAAAAACUUCCCCGUUGCAGAGGGGGACCGGCAGUCUCCUAUUGACAUCGUCCCCCAACAGGCUUCACGUGACCCCAACCUGGAUCCGAUUGUCCUCAACUAUGAUCAAUGUACAUCCAUGAAUAUCACCAACAAUGGACACUCUGUUGUGGUGGACUUUGAUGACUCUGAUGACCGUUCAGUGAUCCAGGGAGGCCCUCUUGACAACCCCUAUAGAUUGAAACAGUUUCACUUCCACUGGGGCGGAAAGGGCUGCCGUGGCUCUGAGCACACUGUUGAGGGGUACAGCUAUGCAUCUGAGCUUCAUUUAGUACACUGGAACGCUGUCAAGUAUAAAUCAUUUGGGGAUGCGGCAGCAGCUCCUGAUGGCCUUGCUGUCCUCGGCAUCUUUUUAGAAAUAGGUGACGACCACAGAUGGCUCCACAUGAUAACAGAUGCUCUGUACAUGGUGAAGUUUAAGGGCAGUGUCACAGAUUUCAAAGGUUUCAACCCAAAGUGCCUCUUACCCAGUAGCCUCCACUACUGGACCUACCUUGGAUCGCUGACCACACCCCCCCUCCAUGAGAGUGUAAUCUGGAUCGUCCUGAAAGACCCAAUCACAGUGUCUGAAAAACAACUGGGCAAGUUCAGACUGCUUCUGUUCAAUGGAGAAGAAGAGGACGAGAGGACGCGCAUGGAAAACAACUUCAGGCCUCCUCAGCCCCUGAAAGGCAGGAAAGUGCGUUCCUCCAAUUAA
Messenger RNA from Scomber japonicus (chub mackerel), 789 nucleotides. It is a transcript of the gene ca7, whose product is annotated as carbonic anhydrase VII. Gene Ontology annotation, biological process: regulation of intracellular pH. Gene Ontology annotation, molecular function: carbonate dehydratase activity; zinc ion binding. NCBI's taxonomy places the organism in Eukaryota, Metazoa, Chordata, Actinopteri, Scombriformes, Scombridae. Bases 1 to 789 code for a protein of 262 amino acids. The record is from RefSeq and is a predicted model, not a curated record. The transcript is spliced from 7 exons. Gene Ontology annotation, cellular component: cytoplasm.